Aphanomyces astaci is the source of this 811-nucleotide messenger RNA. RefSeq lists its product as hypothetical. The transcript has a single exon. The coding region runs from base 485 to 799 and encodes 104 amino acids. The record is from RefSeq and is a predicted model, not a curated record. Lineage: Eukaryota; Oomycota; Saprolegniomycetes; Saprolegniales; Verrucalvaceae.
GGACUAUCCACUGGAUUGAGCUUAGAGCAUGUGCACCGGUGCCAGUAAAUUACUAGUAUGCAUUUCAUGCAGUGUUGCAUACCCCGUCAAUAUGACAAAAUGGCCAGUCCGACACAUUUCAGGAGAUUACAUGCGUGCCAAGGCGCUUUCAAAUCCCUUUUGGAAGGCUUGCUUGCAUCGUGGCCUACCGUAGUUGUGAGCUGCCGUGCUCGUUUCCAUCUCUUCAAUGGUUUCUGCUUCGAGACUUGGAUGAAUUUUUUCAGAGCUUUGGAAUUGGUCCCUAGCUGGCCAGCCUUUCCUUGGCCAACGUUCGGGCGAUGAGAUUGCAUUGGAGCGCGACGUAUUAGUUGGUUGGACAUGCUGUCAUCAUGCUUGUAGAUGUUCAUGACGAUAAAGCCAUGCUGCUUAGAUAUGCCUGAAAGAAGCUCGGUUACAGUGCAUUCGUGGAGAUUCGACAGACUUACCGAAGGGCGGGCAGCGCAUUAUGCAACCCACCGCUGCAUGUCACGAGCCACUUGGCGGUAAAUGGGCACCUUGGUUUGAAGACGACGGUUUGUAUGGAUGCUACGAGCUAGCUCGACUUGCAAGACGUUGGCGACGACUUGCUAAGGGAGGGGCUUCGCUGACGGCGGCUGUCAGUGAGCCAUCCUUCUGUCGAACUGCGCCGUCAAUCCAUCUGCACGAUGCCGCAGAUACUCUACGGCAGCGUUCUGUUUAUGACGCAACACAGACGACGACCUUCCUUGGGCAGGUGCGGCGCAGUUCGUUUGACGCCACUGAAGCCUGCUCACAACCCUAGUCCAUUCCAAAU